Messenger RNA from Portunus trituberculatus (swimming crab), 11455 nucleotides. RefSeq names its product UHRF1-binding protein 1-like. The transcript has 20 exons. Lineage: Eukaryota; Metazoa; Arthropoda; Malacostraca; Decapoda; Portunidae. Bases 106 to 4509 code for a protein of 1467 amino acids. The record is from RefSeq and is a predicted model, not a curated record.
GUGAUGUUGGAGAGCAGGCAAGCAAGCGUCCUCCUCCAUGGCCUAGUAAAUAUGGGACUGAUUGAUCGUUAAUGUGACCUCCCUCGUGUAUCGCAGCCCCCAGUCAUGGCAGGGCUCAUCAAAAACCAGAUCCUCAAACACCUAUCAAAAUUUGCCAAGAAUGUUUCAUCUGACAGUGUUAAUGUUAGUACACUCAAAGGGGAGGGGGAGCUUACCAACCUGGAGCUCAAUGAAACAGUUCUCACAGAUCUCCUGGAGCUACCCAUCUGGCUCAGGAUUACAAGGGCAUUGGUCAACAGAGUCAACCUCAAGAUACAAUGGACCAAGCUGAAGAGUGUCCCAAUAGCUGUGAGUCUGGAUGAAGUGCAGGUGGAAAUGGAGACCUGUAGUGAGCUGAGGUCUCACCAGUCAGGUUCCUCUGUCCUCCCUUCCUACGGGUCAGGGGGACGUUAUGGCUUUGCUGACAAGGUUAUUGAUGGCAUGACAGUCACUGUCAACUCAGUGCUCAUCACUUUCCGUAGCCAUGCUUUCCAUGCCACUUUUCAGCUAUCCAGAAUUGUUCUGGAUUCCAAAAAUCCCCUCUGGCAGAAAGCAGACUUAAGGCAAACAAGGUUGAAGGAUGUUGACCGAGGAGAAUUACUUAUAUUUAAAGAGUUGUCUUGGCAAACACUGCGCGUUGAGGCCAAGUCAACGUGUGACCAGGCCCUCACCCCCUUGAGGCUCAUCACUAACCAGGCUCGCUGCAGGAUCACCAUCAAGAAGAAAUUGACUGACUGCUCAGUGGUGGGAUGCCGGCUGGUGCUACUCAUGGAUGACCUGCUGUGGGUGCUGACUGACUCACAGCUCACAGCUGCAUUCCACUUCAUUGAUUCCCUCUCAGACUUGGUGAAGCAGGCAGCUCAGGAGUCACAGAAAACUAAAGCUGUGAGAAAGCUGGAGUCUCUGCCAGAGUUUCAGGCCCAGCUGGCACAACAGGUGCAACAGGCAAGAGGAAGUGGAAGCUCCCAGGGGCGGGGAUCCUCAUCAGGGGGGAGCAGCUCUCGGUCCUCCUCAUCACAAUCCAAUGUUGUUAAGGUGUUCAGCAAGUAUGAUGUGCCAGAGACCUCCUAUCAUUUUUAUUCAGAGAGAAUUGAUCUGCACUUCUGUGAUGAUCCUGGACCUGGGCGGUCUAGUCACCCUGACCUCUCAGGAGGGGCAGCCUUGCAGGUCACCCUGGCCCAGCUGGAAAUAGACUUUUAUCCUUACCACUUGGCAGCUGGAGAUAGAGGGCACUGGGUCAAAUACUCAACAGAGUGUGGACCAGCAGUGUGGGCCCAUGCAGCUUUAGCACAGUUCAAGACGCUACUUACUGACACUCUCAACUCCAGCCGAUCCUCACACACUCCCCUGGCACGGGCGCCACCCCACACUCGCCAUGAUGCUCCACAUCAGAGCUCGAGCAGCCGAACAGCAGCGACACCUCCUGGUGAUGGAGCUGCCCAGGUUAGUCCUCUGAAGGGAGUGGUGGCUACUCAACUGAAGAAGUUGAUGUCUUCUUGCUGUGUUCUGCGAGUCAAUGAUUUCUGCGUGUACAGAGUCUCCACCUCCAAGCGAAAGCAGACACCAAAGGAAUUUGUUUCAGCCGGACACUACAAAAAACAACGGAAGAAGACAGGAGAUAAAGGCAAGUUCAAGCUACCCACACAGGUGGCCAGCCUACACCUGGAGUUUACUGUCUACUAUUUCCCAGCAGCUACAGAUUUUCCAGUGCCUCCGCCUAAGCUGUACUUGCAGUUGAACCCUGUUCAGAUCACCUUUGACCCUUUGUCUAUCUUAUGGCUCAACUCAUUCGGAAGGAGUCUUCAGCGAGCUGUGCUCACUGAUCCUCCCCCUCCUCCAUCCUAUUUAGAUGUGCACCUGGAGGCUGUCAUGCCCAAAGUUAUUGUUGAGGGACUUGGGGAGCACAGCAACCAGCGAGACCGUCCACAAACCAUGCACAUCCAAGCAUCUCGUGUCAUUUUGUCUAAUGUACGGCCACCGGAUCCCACCUUGCCAGGCUCCCUUGCCUCCUUGGCCACCAGCCUGGAGGCAGCUCAGCAAGGGGAACUCUUCUUUGCUUCCUCUUUUCCUGCAUCUGCACCUGACUUCCAGCCUAUAUGUCAUAAGUUUGUGAGGCACGCAACAGGUGAAGACAAUGUAAGAAGUCUCCCAGUGACAGAUAGUCCACUUUAUGAAACUAUCUCCAAUAUGAAAAAGGAUGCCCUGUGGCUUCAAGCAAGGGACAUCCUUUUCCUGCAUUGUGAGCCUCUGUGGGUGGAGUUCUUUGGAGUUCCAGCUGCACGUAACAGACCGGUUCCUUUUGUGGAUGCUUUUCCAGUGUCUCUCUGGAUGUACAUUAAACCAAAAGCUAGUCUCUCUGUUGCCACAACUUUCACUGAUUCAUGUGAAGGAAGAGGCCCAAAACAGCAGGGUGGUGAGGAUGUGCAUAGUGAGCCUUUGGGUAGAACCCACAAGGGUGAAGGACAGCUAAGAAGUGGGAAUGGAGUGGAGGGUCAGAAACCAGAGGCAGCCAUACAUAUGUUUGCUCAUGUACCAAGUCUAGUCAGUGCCCAAUUGAACCAUUAUCAGUACCUGUUUCUAAUGCGUCAAUUAGAUGUCAUUACGGAGCUUACUUCAUACCUCACAUAUGACACCAUAAACAUCCUCACCCACCCCCACAUGCCUGGCAUUGCCAUAGCACGGGAAAACCUGGGAGACACGCUGGUGUUGGCAGCAGUAGUUCCUCAGGUGGACGUGUCUCUGGUGAUGCCACCACCACACCCAGGCAAAGACUCCAUGGCAGGGGAUAUGGAGAGCUUCCUUCCUGACUCUUCCUCCACAGCUGACCUUCAUGACUUGGGCUCUCCCAGCUGUGAAGUAAGGAACUCUGCCUCAGACCACAGCAUCAUGCAGAAGGUGAUUGAACCAGAUGCAUGUUCUGUCACCAGUGAUAUCACAAAGUCUUACAGCGUGGAUCAGCUUACUUCUCCACAGCCAAAGUUGGGUUCUACCUCUGUCACCAGGCAACCAUCCAGCACUGCCAAUGGUAACAUUACCCAGCCUCCAGUCUGCCAACAGUCCCCAGUCAACACAGGUAUGCAACAUUCACCCUCGGCUGCAGUUAAACAUGCAGCCAGUAGACAGCUCUCCAGUAGUCUGACCAACCUGCCUCGUAGCACCAAAAGCAGCCAUUCACCCCAUGCAGACCCCACCGGUGUUAAUGGUCCCAUGAUGCAGCUUAACCUACAUGGUAACCUCAAUGCAGGCUUCACUUCUGUGCGUAAAGGCCUUACUAGUGGUUUCACCAAUCUUAUGUCCACAAUUGAAUCUGCAGUGAAAACCAGCCCUGAAGAUAUGAGUGACACCCUUUCCGUUCGUAGUGAUCUUAGUUCUGAUAGUGACAAUUUUAUUAUGGUCAAUAUAGAGACUGACAGAACAGACAGUGGUCUAGGAGGAAUGGAUGCACUUUUCCGUGUGGACAACAGGCCUGCAACAUCUGUGGAGGUUGCCUCUGAAGUGUUUGAAGAGCCAACACCAAGUGAGGUCUCUGAUGUGACCAGUUCUUUCAGGAGAAAAGAUGUGAUCUCAGUGGUGACCUUCAAGCUGAGCCGAGUACAGGUGGUGCAGGAGUCCCGGGGUUACGAGUCCACAGUGAAGGUGCAGUGUUGCCAGAUGGUGUGUGAGGAGUGCAGCAACAUGGGCUAUGAUGAAUUCCAGAGUCCUUCAGAAUUUGAAGUAUCCAUACAAAACACAGUUCAGAAUGACAGCCACUCACUGUCUCCUCUCUCUGUUCCUCGGAACCACCAGAAACGUCCAGGUUGCAAUGAUGGUCGUCAGAGCAAAUUCAGCAGCAGGUGCCGAGGAUGGUCCGAGUCCAUGGAGGCCAUUGAGCCGUGCUGCCUCAAGCUGCGGCUCGACACCCAUGCCGAGGCACUGGGGGCAGAGGAGGAGCCGCCACAAGGCAUCUCAGGCGCCCCACUGCCAAUGCUGAUCAGGCCAUUCCUCAAGGGGGAGGUGGCAGAUCUCAACCUGACCCUCAUGAUGAGCACUGUGACCAACCUUGUGGAUCUCAUUGAGGAUGAAAUAGUGCCUGAACCUUUACCAAUGGAAAUAAUGGUUGAACGAGUUGGCUUAAGACUGACAGAGGACAGAGUUCCUGCCAAUAUCACAUCCCCCGGAUCAGUGCCCACAGAUGUAUGGCUCCCAAAGUUGCUGGUGAAGAGGAAUCUUCAAGGAGUGUUCACUAUUCUGCCUCAGAAGGAAGAGGACAAGGAACUUCUGUCCAUCAAGAAGGAGCGGGACAAGCUGAGGGAGGACUUGAAGCAGUUGCGACAACAGAUGAACCAGGUGCUAGCAGAGAACCGUUCCUUCAGACAACUCUUACCAAGAUGCAGGAAGAUAAGGAACGAGAAAGGUCCUCCAGAGGUUUUUCACUGCCCAAGUUUCCCCUCCCAUAAAGCCGCCCAGAGCCUCCAGUUAAGCAUAGGAUGAUAAUUGAUCCUCAUAACUGUAAGACCUCCCAUCCUAAAGAUUAUGCCAACAGCUCUACCACAGAUACUGUAAGCAACAUAUUGUGAUAACAUAACCUCAUAAAAUGGCCAGUUUUUUUACUUAAGGUUGGGCAUUUUUAGAAUGGUUGACAUAAGCUGUAUCCUUAGGAAAACAUAUUUUCAUAUUAUAUUAUUUAUAUUCUUCUAAUAGUUGGUUAUCUUAAUACUGUGUUGGCUGAAUGUAGUUGUCCACGGUGCACCAGACCCUUUGAUGGUAGCCUGAACAGCAUUGCAUUUGGUGCAACUGAGUCCCCUGUCCAUUAGUAAAUGUGGGGUCAUAUUACUUACCAUUAAUAUAGGCUUAUUUUGAACGAUAUUUUUGUUGCAUAUAUCUAAAGUUAAUUGUUUUUAUAUAUUAUAUUCAUCAGAGAGUUUGCAGAGUAUGUAGUUAUUAUUUAUGAAGAAAUUCAGUAUGCAUUUUAGUUAAUUUGAAAGAAAAUAAUGAACAUAAAUUAUACUUAAGUGUUCUACUUAGUUGAGGUACAUGCUGAUAUCACUAAAGGACUUUAUACUGAAAUCACUAUGGUGUGAAGUUCCUGGGCACUGACUUUGUUCCUCUUCAACAUCAGUGAGGAAGAGAUCCUGACACAAACCUCAUGACUGUAACUAACUAGUCCAGUAUGCUCUUUGCUGUCCUUGUAGUGUGAUGUAGUAUGACAGUCCUUAAUGUGUAGGAGAUAGAAUUUCUCCACCUGGAGUACACUGCUAUAUCUGUCUGUUUUGCUCUCUAAUCUCUCAGUGCAUCAUUAGACACACAAUGUGCUUGGCCCUGUUAGACUGUAUAUAUCCUUCACAUAUCUUAUCUGCCAUCAUUGCUAGUCUUGUAAAUGUCCUCAUAUCAUUUAAUCUUAAUUUUUUUACUUUUCUUUCUCAAAGCAAACAAUUUGAAUUUUUUUUCUUACCAUACUGUAUCUAUGUAGACUUAAAUUUCAGAUGCUGAGUCAGUCAUUUUGUGCAAGUGUUGGGAUCUAUUAUAUGCAAUGUGAUGAUUUUUGUAGCUAUGUUUGAGUUUCUAUGCACUUUAGCAGUUGCUCUCUUGUUUUGUUGGUAUGUCUGAUGUGGUGUUUCCAUAAUUCUUGGGAAGUAGUAAUAAUGUGCUCAGGACAUAAACCAAACACAGUUUGAACUGUUUCAUGUUUUACAUGUUUUUGUAAUCUUAUACUGUGCCUUCUCAACUAUUGAGAUAUUAUGUUUGGGAUCUCCUAAAACAAAAACUACCAAAUGAAUACAAGUUAAGGUAUAUUAUUGAGUUAGUUUUUAUUUUUAGUGUGAAGUUGUAUCACAUGCUUCCAGUAGUUGUGUUAGUAUCUUCCUUCUCUGGAAUCAUUACCAGACAAAGCUGUUCUGCUGUACUUUUUGACAUAGUGUGUGUAUAUUGCAAUUUUUUUUUAUUUAUUAUUUUUAUUUAUUAUUUUUUUUUUUUUGCAUAGACUUCAUAGUCUAAAUCAUGGAAGUCCAAAAAUUUAGAUAGUUACGAAAAUAAGCAUUAGGAAAAAAAAUAUAGUUGCUAGAGAAGGUCAAUAACACAGAAUUUAUAUGGCUUGGUGGGCGUCCAAUCAAAUGUCACACAUUUAUUAUCUACAGUCUAGACAGUUCUUAGCAACUUUUUUUAGAGAACAUAUUUGAUCCACUUUCUUAAGAGUUAAGAUUCAAGACUAACUGAAAGAGUUAGUUGAGUCAUACGUUUAAGAUGUGUGCAGCAUGGAUGACAUGGCUAAUUAGUAAGGUUAGCUAUGAAAUAAUGUGUUUAUCAUUUAUUUAUAGUAAAAUAGUUAUUGGACAAAAUUUGUGAGAAAAUUGCUUUUGGUAUUGAUGGAUCUCAAGCAAUGCUAGACUUGAAUUACAGGAAAAAGGCAACAACUGAAAACAAAAAUGUUAAAGGUUGUGAAGAGUUCACAUGAUGGAAUAAUUAUAAUGCAUUAUUGAGUGCAGUGAACAGAAGUCCUGGGAAUGUUUCAGUUGUUUAGGGGAAAUAAGAUGUGUGAACAUAAAUGUGAAUGAAAUCUUGAGAGACUGACAUGAAAUUGUGUGCAGAUUACCAAUAAUGAUGGAUGGUGUGGAGAGAUUAGUGUUUCAACUAUACAAGUAAAAAUUCCAUAAUAGAAAGCCUGCCAAAGACUUUGAGAAUAUACUGUGGCCAUGAUUUAAACAGCUUAUAUGUUAAUGGAUAUAUAGAACCAUUCAAAAUGAAGGGAAACCAUCAUAAGUAGUAUAGCAUUUAUUACAAUAUUUUUUAUAAUAUUUAAUAUGUUAGUGUAUCAUUAUUUUCUAGUUGGUUUAGGAGAAGAUGAAUGUGUGGCUACUGUUGGAGCCACAGUGGUGGUGAUGCUUGGCUGUUGAGCAUCUGGAUGACAUAAUAUUAUUAUGUAAGAUGUGUGCAAUAUGUAAUUCGCUACUUGGGAACGACUGUAUUAUGAAACAGUUGAUGAGAAGCUUUGGUGUCAUAUGAGUAUUUAAUUGUCAGUCUGUCUUCGUCUACCAACACCUCAUAUCUCUCUCUCUCUCUCUCUCUCUCUCUCUCUCUCUCUCUCUCUCUCUCUCUCUCUCUCUCUCUCUCUCUCUCUCUCUCUCUCUCUCUCUCUCUCUCUCUCUCUCUCUCUCUCUCUCUCUCUCUCUCUCUCUCUCUCUCUCUCUCUCUCUCUCUCUCUCUCUCUCUCUCUCUUCAAAAUUAUUGUAGGACUUCCAUCUUGUUCUUAGUGAGGUGGUUGUGGUAAAUCUUUAAAUUAAUUAUUUUGUCUUACAAAUGACUCAUUGUAGUUUCUUUUCACAUUUUUUUUUUCUUUGUUAUUAUUUUUGUUUGUUUCUUUUAUGUUGGACAUGCCUCUAUGCCUAUUUGGCAUGUCAUUUCAGCUUGGGGAUCAGCUGGUUUAUCUAGGAAUUUGUUAUUUAAUCCAAAAUCCAAGAAGAGAAUGUGAAGAAGGAUUUUUCCUUACUCUUCAUAUCUCCUUAAUGUUUGAAAGGCAACAGAAUUCAACUAGUGCCACAGUAAUGUUAUUGUAAAUGUUUUGUGUACUUGGGUGUUCAUACACGAAAAAGUUAAUUUGUGGGCUCAUUAAAUACUUAUUAUUAUUGUGUGUGUGUGUGUGUGUGUGUGUGUGUGUGUGUGUGUGUGUGUGCAUUUGUGUGUAAAGGAUUUUUGUGCAGUGCUCACGGAAUUAAUUUUUAUUUAUAAAAAAAGUAAGUUUAGAAAAGAGAGAACACAUGAAUUGUUUUAUAAGUUUGAAUAUUCCAGUAAAGACCUUGUAAUUUCUAUAUCUUUUUUCUUUUGAAUUUAAGAUAAUAGUCUAAAUUAUGUCACAAUUAGAUUAACUAAGAUGCAUACAUAAGUUUACCUGCAGAGCCUUAGAGAGUUCCUCAGGCGACAAGACUUUGUUACCUUUUCUGUAGACUGUUUAAGAUAUUUAUGUAGAAUGAGAAAUUGAUUUUUAGUGUGGCUUUAGGAUUUCAAUAUCAGUUUGAAAUACUAACUAAACUAGAGUGUUGAUGCAGUACAUCUUGGUAUGUAAAGGAAAUGUUGACUGUCAGUAUAGGAUUUGAAUGUCUUCUAUGCACUACUAUUAUGAUUGUUAUUUUUAGUAGUCUUAAUAUCUUGUCACCUGGAAGUAUAUGUAACAUUUAGCCACUUCAGAUAUAGAAGUUUGGAAAGGUGGUUGGCCUAUAUUACUUGAUAUUCCUGUUCAAAUUUCAAGAUUUAAGUAAUAUCUAACCCUAAUGUUUGGAAUCAUGUUAACAUGUAUAUAACUGAGUCUCCUUUUAUUUUGUAACAACUUUGGCGUUUGGCAGAAGCAUUGGGGAGAGUGUUGUUCAGUGCAGUGGAAGAAUUUCAGUCACUUCUUAUCAAAAUUAUUUGAUGCAAUAAGCCAACACACUGUUCAGCAAAAGGCACACAUGUCAUGAGUUACCAUAUACAGUCCUGUGCUUUGAUAGCUGACCUUUAUUCUUUUCUCCAUAUACAAAAAAUAACUUAUUCAAUCAGACUGAUAAAUAAGAUUAAAUUACUUCUGUAGCAGACAUCCUUCACAAACAUUUUGUAUAUUUCCUUUGAAAAUACUCCCCCAGUUUGUAAAUAAUUGAUAAAGAAACACUAAUAUUAUGAGAGUGCACAGUCUGCAGUACCUUAUUGUUAAUGAAAUAUUGAUUCUUUCCUGUGAUACUGGUAAUAUUACCAAUGUAAAGUGCUCUCAUAGUUAAGUCAGUAGGUAAAUAUCUGUAGUAUGUAAUUAUUUACAUGAAUAUAUUCUUUAGUUAGUUAUAAGUUGAUAUGCUAAGAUUAAUUCACUGUUUCGUCUAGUCUUGUUCAUAUUUUGCUAACUUUAUUUUUAUUUCAGCUUUUAUAUUCAUUAAACCCUUAAUUUUCUCUGUUUGAAAUAUAAGUAUUUAUGAAUAUUAUAAUUGGCUGAACUUUAAUAGACUUUCAUGUGUCACUUUUUAGUCAUUUUAAGUUGGGGUCUGUGUUACCAUUGUGUGAGCUGGUGUAAAGUAUUCCUCUACUAUCUUUUCCAUAUUUAGUACCCACAAAAAAUCACAGCUUUUGCAAUUUAUCAAAUAAACAAGCCCAUUUCAAAGUGAAAAACUGAGUGUUCACUGUAUAUGCAGUGUAUAUGUGUUGUAUUUAUCAGUUAUGCUAGACUUCUUAAUUCAAAAUAGUUAAUUGAUUUGACACAUGUUAAAGCUCUGCAUCAUUACUGCAACAUAGUAGCAAUCAUAAAAUAGCAAUCUAUUUUUUUAGUUCAGUAUUCCUGCUUAAUUAAAGUUGGCAUAAUCUAGAAACCUGCUUGGUAUGGACUGACUGGCCACUCCAGACUGUACCUGCAUAACAUGGAUACAUUUUGAAUUACAAGUAUUAAGUCUGGAUGCAGUGCAGUUUUCUCUCAUGUUUGUAUGCUUACUAAAAACACUGUAAAAUCUCAAAAAGACAUGUACUCAUCCCUGAUAUUCAUAGGAGUGAUAAGACUUCCCUCUGAAAAUUUAAAUGCUUUGGAUAAUCAAUUCUGUACCUGUCACAGACUUAUUUGGAUAGAAGAGAAGACUUUAGUGUAUUUAUAACCCCCAAGAAUAGUAAUAAUGUAAUGAGACAGAGUCCAUAGCCAAGUAGAGAGGCAAAGUUAGUGAUUCCACGCAACAAUAAAGAGAGAGAGAUUUUGAAAUUGGUAUGUAAGUUAGGAAAAUUAUUAAAGAGCAAAAUGAGAUGUGAGAAUUGUAAUUAUUAAAGUAAAAACAGUGAUUAUCUGUUUAGUCAAUCCACAACUAUAUUGUUCAUAUCUAAAAAAAAAAAAAAAAAAAAAAUUCUACUCAGUCUAUCAUGCAGAUCAGCAAGAUAUGCUGGAAAGUUAGCAUUACCUUCUCUUAUGUUUAGAACGACCUGAAAAUCAAAUUGAUAUCUCUUAUGCCACACUUUAAUAAUAAUGAUAAUAAUAAUAAUAAUUAUGAUAAUGAUAAAGAUAAUAAUAAUAGUAAUUACAGUAACAAAAUAUUCUCUCUGCAGUAUAAAUGAUAACUAAAAGGGACAGUAAGGGAUUGAAAAGCCUCUCCUCAGUAUAGUUACUCCUAUGAUCAGACACAGUGUGAUAUUUUGUCACAUCUCUCCUUCCAGGGAUGUCAGCCCAAUAUACACAUAUGUAUAUUACUAUGUGGUAAUUAUGGAACUUAAGAAAUAUUUUGUAAGCAUUUAAUUUUAGAUCUUGGUUAUUCACAAAUCAAAUGUGAACAUUUGAUAAUAGAAAACCCUAUUUCUUUUCUUCAUUUUUUUAUGGAAUCUGGAUCUCAGGUACUGCUUGAGUAAAAUAUUUAUGGAUAUUUUGUAAUCUUUAGUUCCAAUAAACUGAAGUGGUUGAAUGAAGAAGAUAAAGUAAAGACAUUAAAAAGGUUGUGUUAUAAUUGCUAACAUUUCUUUGAAAGGUUUCCCUCUUACAUAAUGUGAUAAAGUUAUUAACAAAAGUACCAUAAAUUUUGUUCAGUAUGAACUGUUAAAAAUUAAUACAUAAAUAAGAAAUUUACAAAUCAGAACCUGUAUAAUUGUUGUGAGCAAAAGUCAACCUCUUCAGUAAACAAAAGAUGUAAACACAUUUAAAAAAAAAAAGAAUAUUGUAAUCCAUACACCUUUACAUUAUUUUUUAGUUUUUAUGUCAUUAGUGUAGUGCAUACAAUCAAAUUGAGUUCAACAUUUUAAUGUUCCCCAUGUACAGAGUAUAAUGACAUGUCCGACUCAUAUCAGUAUUGCUUUAGGUGUUAUAUAUCACUAUUACUGUGAAGUGUGAGAGUGUGUGAUGAAACAUUUGUAGAACAUUGUUACCUGCAGAAGUUCCAAAGGAAAUACAUACUAUAAUCAUACUUACAAACACAGCUGCAUGAACAUAUCCUCAUGUGACUCAUGUGCAAAUGUAUGAAGACUACUUAGGUAAAGAUGCCACUUGCCAAAAAAGUUCACAAAGUAGAAAUGUUUAUGCUUUACCCACAUGAACAGUGUAACAGCACCCAACUAAGAACAAACAGUGAGUGUUGUACUUGGCUGGUGUUAUACUUGUAUAUAUACUAGUAUAUUUUAGUGCUCCAAGUUAUGAAAGUGCCAAUUAAAUCCUUGACCAUAGUAACACAUAGGAAGGUGGAAAAGCUACACUUAUACAAUCAAACUUGGUAAAUAUGAUUAAUCCACCUUUCAAAUUAUGACACUUACUGGUGAUUAGCUUUUAGUUAGUCUUCAGUAUAUAUAUAUAUAUAUAUCUUUUAUGAUGUGAAAUGUUUUUAUAUUUUCUUGGUAUAAUCUUGCCUUGUUGAGGCCAGUUCAACACACACACACACACACACACACACACACACACACACACACACACACACACACACACACACACACACACACACACACACACACACACACACACACACACACA